AAUUUCUUCUCUCACACCUAUGGAAAUGACGUACACAGCGCUCGCAAAGUCGCUUGGUAUCCCAUUAAAAUCCACCUCAUCUUCCACUUCGACCACUUCUAUGAGUCCAGUGUCUACCUCCGUGCAGGCGUUGGCUUCUAUUUCUACAGCUUCUACUUCCGCGAAAGUCGAACAAGACAAAGACUCAAAGGAUGUGGUAAUGCACGAGGAGGAGGAGAGGAAUUAUGAGGGGGAGAAGGAGGACAAACCAGAGAAAGUCGAGACAACUUCUAAACCACUACCCCCGGCUCGGAAAGACUCUACGCCUCCUCACGUGGAGACGAUGCAGGAUUCGAAAGCUGACGGCGGGGAUGAAAUGGAUAUGGACGUAGAGUCAGAUGCAGAUGCAGACGGAGAACUGGACGCAGAAGGAGAGUCGGAUAUCGCUUCGUCUCGUCCGUCUCCAGGCCCAAUCCCUCCAUUGGACAGUUCUCAGGAAGGGAAUUUGAUUGAAUCGCAGACCACCCAAGCAACUAGUGUCUCGCAAAGCAGUGAUGCUGACGUAGUCGUUGAUUCAGCGGACGCACAGUCGAAGCCGCAGCCUGUCGAUCGAGAACUCAUGACAGAUACACAGUUAGAUCAAGCCAAAGUCCUCGUGCUCGACCUUCUCGGAUGGGGUGUGCCACCGGAGUACCUCCUCCAGCGUGGCAUCUCACAUGCUCUCCUCUAUACCGUCUUCACCGAUUUGCGAUUACGCCUUCCUGAUAGUAUCAUCGAAGAUUGCAACAGACUCGUCGCCGCACAGUCAUAACAUUAGGCGAAGACGCGUGGACUGGAUUUUCGGACGGAUGUUCCCAUCCUUUCUCCGGCGAACUUAUAGCUUAUAGUAUCACUUUCUUGGCCUCUUCGCUUUCGUUGUUCCUCCAGUGUCUUUUUAUGCAUUUGUGGGGACAUAUACUUGACAUGCAUUUCACAACACGCUGCUUUUUCAUUUUACUGGUAUUUAAUCCGCUCUGGAUUUUAGACACUGUAUUUCUACGCAUUUUCACGACAGAACUGCCGUUGUACCAUGUCUAUGCUUUGACUCCCGAUUAAUAUUGUGUGU
This is a messenger RNA of Fomitiporia mediterranea MF3/22, 1084 nucleotides long. RefSeq lists its product as uncharacterized. The transcript is spliced from 2 exons. The coding region runs from base 20 to 790 and encodes 256 amino acids. Lineage: Eukaryota; Fungi; Basidiomycota; Agaricomycetes; Hymenochaetales; Hymenochaetaceae. The record is from RefSeq and is a predicted model, not a curated record.